Molecule: messenger RNA, 276 nt
Organism: Brassicogethes aeneus
Lineage: Eukaryota; Metazoa; Arthropoda; Insecta; Coleoptera; Nitidulidae
Source: the annotation of a GenBank genome assembly
AUGCAUUCUAAAACGCCCAUUGAUGACGAACCAAUUGCUGAAGAAAACACUACAAGUGACCAAAUUUUAGACCAAUUACCUGAAGAAACCCAAAACAGCAUUUUAAAUCAAGUACCAUCGCAUUUAUACAAAGAGGGCGACUACAUCGUAGCAUCUUUUCCAGGCAAAAAAAGGGAACAUAAGUUUGUAUGUGUAAUACAAGAAAUAUGUAAUGAAGAUGAUAUUGAAGUUUUAGGGAUGAUAGAGUGUGAUGAAACAAAAAGAUCGUUUAAAUGA